GAUUUGACAUUUCAUCAAUUGGUGAACAUUGAAAUGUCAUUGUUUCAGGCAAAUUUCUGUGCUUUAUUUGCAUGUCUAGCGCAAUUGAUCGUAUGGUUUAUUUUACUUUCUUAUUGUUCAUUUUUCAUUGAGAUUUCAUUUGAAAGAAUUUUGAAAAAAUCAACGAAUAAUUGGUUUCAAUCGAAACCUUCCUGUUUUAUCAUUCGGUUGAACUGUUUCCACUUUAUUUGCUUCUCUUUUCACAUAGAGUGACAGCGACGUUAGUCAACGUCGGCAGAAUCAAAACAAAGUUUUGACCGAGUCAGCACUAUCUCUUUUUCACAGACCAAAGACCUCACAGAACAAGUGAAUUAAUCGAAAUUUUCUCUGUCAAUAUAUGUGUUUCAUCAAAUUUGUUUGUCUUGAAAAGUCAUAUCUUCGGCCGAAUUUUCCUAAAGAACAAAUCAAAUCUUUGGUUAAACCAAGGUAAUUUCAUACGAUCGAAAAUGGGUAACACAAAUUCGGCCCCAGAAACCACGGAGAACGCGAAGGAAGAUGUACGAAAAUGCGUUCUAUGCGGUUUAGAGGUGCCAAAAGAGAAGCUUGGUCAACACAAUAAAGAAAUUCAUUCGGUGUUGCGCUUCAGAUGGGAGAAUGGAGCACCAAAUAUCCUUUCAACUCAUGGGCAAUUUAAACGGGUGGAUCCAGUGUCAUUGUCCACUGAACAAACGGUUGGUCAUUCAGUGCCAAAUGUUGCACAUAUCAAAAUGCCAGCGUUGCCAAUGGUGCAAAUGAUUCCAAUACUGCCGCCAAUGCCAAAUGUACCGCCACCAGAUGCAAUUAUCCCGAAACCACCGACUGAACCAAAACCGCUUGAUUCCAUUCAAAAUACCUUCAAUGAUAAAGUAAAACGUAAUUGGGCGGAAAUGUUGUCCGGUAUUCGUCAUACUCAUAGAAUGAGCGACGCAGACGAAUACGUCGAUACCACUGCAUAUGAUAUGGACAUCAGUGCCGAAAGCGGUUCGGAAAGUGAUCAUUUUAUUGAAGGAAGUUUAUUUGAAUCAUCAAAAGUUAAGAACGCAGAUGAACCACAUGCACAGGCCGAAAAAAGUGUCACUGCAACCAGUGACAAAGAUAAUCGAGAGAUUGACAAUUUGUCUAAGCGCCGUACGAAGAAAUCACGUUUUAGAGAUGCUAAUCCAUCAGUCAAAACUACACAGAGCACCACCCAAACGUCUAAGGAAACUGUGGAUGUGCCAAAAAAUAGUGUCAAAAAUGACAGAAUGAUCAACGAGGUGGAAGAAGUCAAAUCCACUAAAAAAUCAUCACAACCAAAGUCGGUCCAUAAAUUGAAACGACCAAAACUGAGCGCCGAGGUGAAUGACAAUUUCUGUGAACUCAUUUUGACCGCCAGAGUUUAUUCCGAUUCCGAUGGGGAAUAUGCCGAAUUUCCAGUUCAAAGUGAAUUAAAGUGCCGAGGGAGCGAGACCAGUGAGCGGCCACAGAAACGCCAACGAAGAACUUCAUCAUCUUCCACUGUAUCGAGCAACGGAAAAAAACAACAACUUCGGGUCACAAAUGCCGAUCUGAAGAAAAUCAUUGAACAACACCUUGAACAAGAUCCGCAAAAAUAAGGGUGAUAUGCUAACCAUAUGGAAAAGAAUCUACACACAUUUUUAUUUUUUUAUUGCUUGUUUUUUUAAAAAUUAGUUUUGUUUUAAUAGUACUACUAUUGAUGCAACUUGAUGACCUACUAUUGAAUCAAUAGUAUUGAUGCAAUACAUCGAAUUUUUUGAGAUUGAAAUAAAUUACGACUUGAAUAUGAAAAUUAAUAUUUUUCGAAAAUGGGAAGGUGACUUUUGGUAUUUAUUUUUAAUGAAAUGAUCUCCAAAAAUGGGAAUGAAUUUCUAAAAAUAAUGAAAUGAUCUCCAAAAAAUAAUUGAAAACGAUCUCCAGAUAAAAAUAAAAUUAUACAGCCGAAAAUAAUAAAUUGUCAUCUAGAAAAAAUGAAAUCAUUUGCAAAAAUAAACGAAUUGGUCAUCAAAAAAAA
Sitodiplosis mosellana (orange wheat blossom midge) is the source of this 2029-nucleotide messenger RNA. RefSeq lists its product as uncharacterized. Lineage: Eukaryota; Metazoa; Arthropoda; Insecta; Diptera; Cecidomyiidae. The transcript is spliced from 2 exons. Bases 486 to 1613 code for a protein of 375 amino acids. The record is from RefSeq and is a predicted model, not a curated record.